CGGUUCCGGAACGUCCAAAUGUCAUUCCCGUAAACAAUUUUAAGAGAAAACAGUUUCACAGCAUCAACAGCAAUCGUUUCGAUAGUGCGAAAAACAUAAAAUUAAUCUAUAUUAUCGUGUAUAUUGGCAUCUGGAGCGAUGUUUAUUAGUUGUGCAUUCGACAGGUGUCCUAACCAGCGUAAGCCACUUGAUAUUAUCACUUACUUCAGUUUCCCUAAAAACUCAGAGCUGCUGCAGCGAUGGCUCGCUUUCUUCAACAAACACAACAAAAACAACCUGACCUCGAGAACACUAGACCGGAUUAAAAUGAAAAUAUGCCAUCUUCACUUUGAGACGAAGCAAAUCAUUGUAAAAUCAAACCAAGAUCGCGCCCUGAUCCGUGAUGCCGUGCCUUGCUGCCCGCCCGGAGUAGUUGAGGAAAAGCAUUUUAGCGGAUAUUUGAAAAAUAACAGACUUUUUAUCAAAUCUAAUCACAAAAAUAUUAUUUUACAAUGGUUGCCGCGGGACUCGUUUGAUGGUAAACCUCCCCUCUAUCAUUCCAUAAACGGGUACUUGGUUGAUCUGCGACUAGCAGCAUUGGAAGACUCUUUUCGACUGCCCACGGGCAAGGUGAUUCAAGUUCGCAGACAAUUGAAAACGUCGGCGCCAUCCAAAAACAGUUCGAAGAUGCCAGUACAAAACGAAACUCAAGCUAAAACCAUUCCAUCUAAAUCUACAAAUGCAAACCAAAAGGCCAACCAGGCUUCGGAGGUAUCAGCUUCUCCUGUGGACAUGGUAUAUUCGAUUGCCCAGUGUCCACUGGUUUCCAAAACCUAUUCAAAUAAGCGAGUAUCUAGUGGUUCGGCAUCACGGGACAAGGAAGUCUGUACACCUAUUGCUACACCCGCUAGACUAGCUUCAACGCAGAUGAUAACACUGCAAGAGCAAGAAAAUGGAGAAGCGACAACCAUAGAACUACCAACAACCAUUGAAAAAACGACCUACUUCCCGAAACAACACGGCAGGCGACAAUCCGCACGGUUUGCAUCCGUCAGCAACUCCAUGUGUUCAAUACCUGUAACAGAAGAUUCACAAUCACAUCGUUCCCAAAAAAUCGUUCAGCAAGCGAACUUGACACCGCCAACUCUAGCAGCGCUUCACAGCUUAAUGUACAAAAGUUAUAAAAAGGAUGAUUUUGGCACGUUCCAAAACCAAUUUGACAACCAACUAAUCUCAGCAGCUGAAAUUUCGCUUCAUGUGGUCUCUAAAAUAAACUCUCUGCUUAAUUCUAAUCCUUAUAAAGAAGCUGCCAAUGCAGCCGAUCUCAAGGAACUGUACGUUAGCGUGUCGUACAUUCUAAAAUACGCUAUCGAGCGGUUCAAGGGCUUAGAAGAACAGGCGAUAGAUAACAUUCGAUGCAUGGGGUUUACUGAGUCAUCAGACAUGGGUCCCGUUCUAGGGGAAAUGGCAUCUGCGGAAGCUGCAUCGCUGGAAAAGCAAAAUAAUCCAGAUGUUGCGGAAGAUGAUGAUUGCGCGAUUAUUGAACAACGAACCGAUUUGAUUGAAAUAGACUCGGACGAUAAUUCGGAUGAGGAGGUUGAACUUGCACCGGCACGUAUCUGUUCGGAUACUGAAAGUAUGAUUGAUGUGAACGAAGACGAAACGGGUACAGAACAUCCGACGGUAUUCAGUAACCAAAUAGACUUUGCAGCUGAAUCGCACCUACUCAAUGUUCAUGAAAACGCUUCAUUACCAAUGGAUGAAUCUGGACAGGUGCAGUUUAUCAUGACUCACGAGACUACAGAAACAACGGAAAUAACAUACUACGAGCAGCACGAAGAUGACAUGGAUGAUGUGGCAAUGGAGAUAAAAAAUGAACCAUUGCAUUUUGAAGAAGACUUGUCAGAUGAGACCACAGUAGACAUGGAAGACGAAGGACAAGAAUUGGUUGAUAUCAUCGACGCCGAAGCGGAUAUCGAUCCAGAUGAUGGUCAAGAGUACAAGGUCGUGGAUUUAAUUGAUGGAGAUUACUAUUUGGUAUCAGAAGACGAUUAACCCUGUAACACCGAAAUGCUUCUUCUGUAAUAGUAGGCCCCUGAAUAUGGAUUGGCAUGUUGCAUGUGAAGAAAUACGUAACAUAAAAACUGUACAAAAUAAGAUAAAUGUGUUAGUUUUUAGGCUGUUUUGUAGUCUACAUUACAAAAAAUAAAUUAUAAUUUA
Molecule: messenger RNA, 2199 nt
Organism: Wyeomyia smithii (pitcher-plant mosquito)
Lineage: Eukaryota; Metazoa; Arthropoda; Insecta; Diptera; Culicidae
Exons: 4
Coding region: 139-2034 (631 amino acids)
Molecular function (GO): sequence-specific DNA binding
Source: RefSeq, a predicted model, not a curated record